This is a messenger RNA of Xenopus tropicalis (tropical clawed frog), 3661 nucleotides long. It is a transcript of the gene slf2, whose product is annotated as SMC5-SMC6 complex localization factor 2. The coding region runs from base 201 to 2804 and encodes 867 amino acids. The record is from RefSeq and is a predicted model, not a curated record. NCBI's taxonomy places the organism in Eukaryota, Metazoa, Chordata, Amphibia, Anura, Pipidae. The transcript has 20 exons.
CAGCCAUUUGAAGAAGGCGCCGAAUGAAACGUAUGGGAGACGUCACUACGUCUCACGUUUUGGGACGUCUGUUGCGGACAUUCACAACUAGGAAGUAGCGGCUUCACCUUUGAGAAACAGAGCGCGGGAUUAUAGUCUUCAAAGAAGUGAGAGGGAAGCCUGAUGGAGAAGUGCGUUGGGCAGCUGGGGGCGCCUCAGGGAUGACUCGACGCGGCUCUUCUCUGAGCCAGGGAUCCAGGGACAGCGCCCACCUCUUCCCGGGGGUCGGCCAGUCCGUAGACAGGUCCGCAAAGAAUCAACACAUAACCGCUUUCUUUAAACCAGCUCUAAGGACAGACAGCUGUAAGCUUGAACUAUCUCAGGCUGAAGAUGGGUGCCUUAAAAAACUUUCAUCAGCGAAAAGACAGAAAAGGCUACCUGUCAAGUCACCAAACAGAAGUCCUAUAAUGGAGGCAUUUCUUCAAAGAGGAAAAAGUGAAAAACUAUCUGCUCUGAUUGGAAAACAUAAUUGUGAUGGGACAAUAUCAGAGGGGGACUCUAGUAACCUGGAUGACCGCCAUGUAGUUAGUAAGCGCAGAUUGUUUUCAAACGAUGUUCCAAAUACUGAGAACAAAAGGAGGGAUGAGGAAAAUAAAUCGGAACUAUUUAAUCACUGCAAGUUCUUUGAGCAAAAUAAUGGCUGUUCAGGGGGUGAUGUUAGCAAGCCUAAAAUUCAUUUUUUUACAUCAGAGGCUAAAGGUCAAGCCAGGUGUUUAUCUUUGGAGCAUGAAGGAUCAGUCUCUCCAGAAAAGGGCAAAGAAAAUAUUCUUUUGAUUACAAGAGGUCUAUGUUCGCUAGUUAAGGAAAAUGAAAGCACAGGCACAGUACUGUUGGUUGAGUCAACUUCUCAGUCUCUUAGCUCCGAUAGCUCAAAGGCUUGUGAAGAUAUGGAGGCUGAGUCAAUCCCAUCUCAGGAGCCAUCUAGCAGCAGUUCCUUUUCUGAAUCUGAUAGCUCAUUUGAGAGCUUCUCUUUUUCCACCAAAAGACCAAAGAGGCUGAAAACAAAAUUCAGAAAAAGAAGCUCAAGCAGUGAUGAAGAAGCGCUAAUGUCACUGGAGAAUUAUUUGAAACCAAAGCCAACGGCUUUGCCUUCUACCCCACAGCAGCCUCUGCCUAGUACAUCACCAUUUUCUUCACCCAUGACUCCUUUUCUGAACAAUAAUUGCAUUGCUGCAACUCCUGAACAAUAUGCCAACAGCUUGUCGAGACUCGUAAAGGAAAAAAAGGAAAGUGAAAGAGUAAAGGAAAUUGAGAAAAAACUACAAGAGGAUAUUGAAAAAGGACAAAGCAUGCAGUUCUUGGAUACUGAAUGUGACACAGAUGAAGGAGACAUUGAAGAUGAGCACAGGGAAUUUUUGCAGAAGUAUUCUAUAGACCUUAAUGGCAUUCCAGAUCAACCACCUGGUGAAGAAAUAUUCCAUUUAGAUAAGUCUGGCCUAAUCUUCAACCACCAUACACUUGACUUGAGGAAUUCAGAAUAUUCUGCCCAAAGCUCAGAGGAAAAUGUUAUAUUUCGCUGUGGUGCAGAAAACCAAUUUAUACUGGCAACUGAAGGAUUCUUGAGUUUUUUGUAUCGGUAUAAGACAUGCCCUGUUGUUUUAAUGAAAUGGAUGUUUCAGAUUGUUGCAGUUCAUCCUUCUUACACCAUUGGCAUUAAACUUCUCAAUACCUUGAUUAAAAUCACAAGUAAUAAUCUUUCUAAUUCAAAGCAAAAUGAAGCUCCUUGGAUGCCAUCUUUGUUGGACGUGGCUACUGUCUUCAUGAAUAUGGGCGUGGAUUUUGACAUGCUGUUUCCUCUUCCCCACCUUCAGCCUGUGUUCUGCUGUGAUGAUCUUGUACCUGCUGUACCUUUAUCCCUGAGACUAGGUAACAACAAAAAUGGUCCAACACAAGCUUUUACUACAGUUCCUGAAAUGCAGAUGACAAAUGUGAUUAAGUAUUUAGGAUAUUGUACAGCUGUGUACCCUGAAAUAUUUAGUGACCAGGAUACGUUACUCCUCAUUGUGCUGCUCUUAAAAAUCCAUUUGGAAACACAACUGAAAUCUAGUCCCAUUGUGGAUUUGCAUGUUCUUGUGGGAAACUUGCUUCAUAACUUUAGAGACUGGGAGAUCAAGAUGCCAGAAUUAUCCUUGGCUCUACGUGACAUUUCCACGCACCACCAUAAUUAUGUGAAGAUUGUGCAGCUCGUUCCUUCAACAGAGUCACGUGGAAGACAGUUGAGAGGGCACCUCAGUUUAGCUUUUAUAUCAAAGCUCCUGAAUGAAAACUGUCCAGACAUACCACUUGAUUACAGUGCACAGAUGUCACUUCUCUGCCAGUGUUUGAGUAAAAUGAAGCCAUCUGCUUUAAUUCGAAAAAUGCAAAGCUACAAUGAAGAGAGUACACAACACAAUCUAGAUCAAGAGGGCUAUUACUUAACCUACAGUUUACUGACUUUGGUGAAUGCUGCCAGUUCCUCCGAUGAGGGUGUCUCUGUUCAGAGAACCUACCUGUUAAAACUCUGUGCUGCACUAGAAAAACACAUUAAGUGUGAUAUCCGAGAGGAUGCAAGAUACUACUACAGAACUAAGGUGAAGGAUUUAGUUGCCAGAAUAUAUGGAAAAUGGCAAGAAAUACUGCAUUGUUCUCGACCUCACCAGGGCAAGAUCCAUGAUUAUUGGGACCCAUUAUAUGACCAAUCAAGUCCAGGAAGUUCACAAGAAGAAUGUAUGGAAAAACCCUUUGCAGAUGGAAACACUUUGCAGUUGCACUGCCUAGAUAAAUAGAAAAUGUAUGGCCAACAUACACUCUAUUGCUUUCUUUGCCACAAUGGCUGGCACUGGGGACACUUAAAAUACAGUUUGUAUAAAAUGAAUUUUUAUAUCUAUUUUGUUUCCUGCAGUGAGGAUUAGUCUGUCAAUUAAAAAUACUACUAUGUUGCGCUCUUUUAUUCUUCAUAUAUAUUACCAUAGCCUGUUCAUUCUGUUAAGCUGGAUCUCCUAAAUGGGAAGUUUAAGGUAAGGCCCUGUACCCUAUAGUGUCCUGGGUCACCCAUGGACCUCACCACAAAGUAACCAUUUCUAGGCAACAAUUGUCCUAUUCAAUAUGAGGUUUUCAUUCUAUAGGCAAGUAACAUGCCAUGAAUGGCUUUUGACCCAAAUUUUGGAUCAUGUUUGGGCAACAACUAAAAGCUUUGUAUUCUAUGUAAAACUGUGCCCUAGAGCCCACUUUCAGCUUAAGUGGCUCCAUGGCUACAAUUUAUAUAAAUUCUAGUAGUGACAUCAAAGAGGGCAUGCUCACUGCCUCUGCUCCAGUUAAAAUCAAUUCAAUUAAAUCAAUAAAAUCAGGCAUGCCCAGUAGGCAAUUCUUUGAGGUCUUCAUAGUUGGAGAGGGUUUUGUUUAUGCAGUGCUCAUUAUUUUACCUUUAAACAAAUUACGGGGGUUUAGUGAUGUUGUUCUACUAACUAUCUGAGUGGUGUAGCUAUGGUAAUAGCCUUAUAGUCUUUAUUUUUUUUUUACUCUAUAAGGCUUCUUAGAAACUAUAACAAAAAAAAAAGAAUUAUUGGCUUGCUGUAUUGCUGAUGUAUUAACUUAAUUUGUUAAAAAGAGUGAUUAAACAUCAAGCAGAGAUCUUAAAUCUUUA